Molecule: messenger RNA, 2091 nt
Organism: Strongylocentrotus purpuratus (purple sea urchin)
Lineage: Eukaryota; Metazoa; Echinodermata; Echinoidea; Camarodonta; Strongylocentrotidae
Product: angiopoietin-1 receptor
Exons: 11
Coding region: 1-2091 (696 amino acids)
Molecular function (GO): protein binding
Source: RefSeq, a predicted model, not a curated record
AUGUUUGGUGUUGUAAUGCUAUAUGUUCAUGGAGCAUCGGCAUCUGUUUAUAUAUCUACCACGAGUAGAGGAUAUACAAGCACAGAGACUGGUAACCCUUUCUUUGAGUGCUACAGAAGUCAUCCUUAUUUGACUGCUGCUGUGUCUAACGGGAGGUAUGUCUAUUUAUACAAUGAAGUGGACCCAUUAGCUACACCAGUUAAUCCAGCUAAUGCUGAUCCGCCAGAGAGUGUCCCCUUCACUGCUGGUGAUCCACAAGUUCAAGCCUACAGAAUAAAUCUUGUGACAGCCGAACACAGGUCGUAUGGUGCCUUCUACUGUGCUUCAUCCCUGGAUGGAGAACGCUCUGUUGUACCGACACUCUUCUUGAGAUCUGACGCUAAGUUUGAGCCCACAAAUGGCAGAUUUUCAAAGACUGUCAACAAGGGGGAUGUGAACGUUACGGUUGAUUUUACUGAGGUUACUCCUAGUGGGACGGCAAAGUACUGGAGGUUUAAUGGUACAACUGAUAUGACUCUAACUAUUUUUUCUGGCACGAUCUUUGAGGGAUUGACUGUCUACACAAUCAUAGGAGAGGUAGACACCUCAAAUGGUGGUGUUUAUGAGCUUCAUUUGGCCGGUGAGAGGGGACAGGCAAGAGCUGGACUUCUUAGACUGAUCGUAAGAGCAUGUCCUGCUGGUCGCUAUGAUGAAUCUAGUGGAUGUACCCAGAUAUGUCCAUCAUGUUACAAUGGAGGAGUCUGUCAUGAUCAAACAGGGAUAUGCAUCUGUCCUCCAGGAUUCCAGGGAGAUGGAUGUGAAAUGGCAUGCGGUAGAAAUCGCUAUGGUCGUAACUGCGAGUACAGAUGCGACUACGAGAUUCCAGAUGAUAGCACAGCGUGUAGUGGACUUCAGGUUUGUGUGCCCGAUCCCUAUGGAUGUUCAUGUACACCAGGAUACAAAGGAUUGGACUGUACUACAGAAUGUGAUCAAGGUGAGUUUGGAGCUAGUUGUACGGAGACAUGUCACUGUGUAUCAGGAGAGUGUGAUGGAUUUACUGGAGUCUGUACAGGAAGAUCUACUGAAUGUGAACCAGGAUGGACAGGGACCAACUGCCAAGCUUUCACGGUUAUAUAUGUAAAGACCAACAAGGGACAGACGAACAAUUUUGUCUGUCGCCUGGAAGGUGGAAAUCUCAUCUCCACGGCUGAACCAGUGGUCAAUCUCUACAGGAAAUUCGGCAGCGGAAAUUAUACACAAGAAAACAUAAUACACAAUGGAAAUGGAUUCCCCCAGAAUGAAAAGUUUCUAUUUCUCGUGUUUGAUGUGAAAGUUGGAGAAUUGUUUGUCUGCUCUCUCUCUGAUGUGAACAUCUUCUUUAGUGACACUGUCACUGGUGAUGGGGAAUUUACCCAGCCAGAACUCCCUAGUGCACCCGUCGUGAUCGGAGCAACCAAUGAUUCAGUCACUCUGAUGUGGGAUGCCUGGGAUGCAUCGACAUAUAUAGGUGAUCCUCCUCUCAUCGGGUACCGUGUCUACUACAUGUUGAACAACUCACGAGAAGAAGAUCAAGAGGUUAGGAGGUCUGACCGUCUAGCACCAUCUGAAACAGUGACCGGUCUAAGUCCAGAUACGGCCUACGUGUUUGGUGUAGCAGCAUUUAGACCUGGACCAGGAGGCCAGGGACGCCGAUUGGAGGUAGUAGGAACCACCCAAUGCUCACCUCCUAGUCGAGGACCGUCAUCCGUUUACGUCACUAAGGGGACUAGACCUGGAGAAAUAUGGGUAUCUUGGGAGAAUCCACCACCCAAUACUUCUAACUGUGCCAGUGGAGUGGGAGGAAUCCGCAUCUACCUCACCCGGUCUGACAUCCAGUCUGGGAUCUCAAAGGGGACGGCUGACCCCAUUGAGAACUCCGUUGAUAUUCCGUUUGACUCCUACACCCAGACCCUUGAACCGUACUCCCAGUAUCUCAUCCAGGUUGUAGUCUACAAUAAAGACUCUGAGACGCCAAGAGGAAAGGGCUUUACACAGAUAACAGAGGAAAUGCGUAAGAGGAAAAACUGCUAUUGCAUAAACUCGAAGGGGAAACUUGAGCUUGAGUGUUUGUGA